Molecule: messenger RNA, 435 nt
Organism: Staurois parvus
Lineage: Eukaryota; Metazoa; Chordata; Amphibia; Anura; Ranidae
Source: the annotation of a GenBank genome assembly
AUGGACAAGAACGGCACCUUACACAUCUCCCAGACCUGGUCCGGGGACAUCGGGACCUACACCUGCCGCAUCCUGUCUGUAGGGGGCAACGACUCGAAGAGCGCUUACCUGCGGGUCAGGCAACUCCCUCAUUCUCCCGAGAACCCCAUCGCCUUGCUGAGCACCACAGAGCCGAGAUCCAUCAACCUUUCCUGGGCCAGACCCUUCGAUGGGAACAGCCCGCUGAUCCGCUACAUCCUGGAGGUCUCUGAGAACAGUGUCCCGUGGACCGUUCUCUUUGCAAAUAUGGACCCGGACUACUCCUCCCUCGUGGUGAAGAACCUCACCCCGGCUCGCUCCUAUCAGUUCCGCCUCUGCGCUGUGAAUGAUGUUGGCAAAGGGCAGUUCAGCAAAGAAACAGAGAGGCUGACCCUUCCAGAGGAACCUCCUAGUGCC